AUGGUGAUGGUGCCAAGGCCGACGUCUACCCCCCACUGCCCCUCCCUCACCACAGACCCAGAGAACCAGGAGGAGAACCAGGAGGAGAACCAGGAGGAGAACCAGGAGGAGAACCAGGAGGAGAACCAGGACUCGGACUCGGAGGUGGGCUUCCUGCGUGUGGACCUGAGCUCUCUGGAGGAGUCGUGGUUCGUGACUCCUCCCGCCUGCUUCACCAGAGCUCAGCCGCGGCCCCUGGAACCCAGUCCCCUGGAGAACCUCCUCAUCGAACACCCCUCUAUGUCCGUGUACCUGCUCCACACCAAGCCACGCCCACACCUGCAGCGAGGGGGCGGAGCCAAGGCCACGACCGGCGUAAAGAAGGAGAAGAGACGGCCGGCGGAGAGCAGGCUCCGGCCUGAGGGGAUCCCGCGGCGCCCGUCCUGUGUGUGCGUGCCUGUCUCUGUGCGCACAGACCCGCUGCAGCCACGUCCACCUCUGGCUCUGUCGCGGAACGCUCUGCGCAGACUCAACCCACAGCGCCCCCUGAAGGCCGCCACCCCCCAACUGCACCAGCUGCACCAGCCAGCACAUCGCCAGUGCAACUUCUGA
Molecule: messenger RNA, 591 nt
Organism: Knipowitschia caucasica
Lineage: Eukaryota; Metazoa; Chordata; Actinopteri; Gobiiformes; Gobiidae
Source: the annotation of a GenBank genome assembly